Messenger RNA from Microthlaspi erraticum, 456 nucleotides. Lineage: Eukaryota; Viridiplantae; Streptophyta; Magnoliopsida; Brassicales; Brassicaceae. The record is from the annotation of a GenBank genome assembly.
AUGGCGUUAUCUCAAGUGUCUGCGUCUCUCGCCUUCUCUCUUUCCAAUCCUGCCGCCAUGAAUCUACCCAGAAUCGCAAACCCUACUUCUGCUUGUAGAGUUCACGUCCCGGCUCCGCAACUUGCUGGAACCCGAUCCACCUUCGCUUCCGGCUCUCCUCUCUUGCCAAUCAACUUGAGAAUGACUCGCAGAGGAAGAAGAAGUGGAAACAGAGCAGCAUCGGUUUCGAUUAGAAGCGAGCAAAGCUCAGAAGGUGGCAGCGGUUUAGACGUAUGGCUUGGUCGUGGCGCUAUGAUUGGUUUUGCAGUUGCCAUUACUGUUGAGGUUGCUACGGGAAAAGGACUUCUUGAGAAUUUUGGGGUUGCGAGUCCAUUGCCUACGGUUGCUUUGGCUGUCACAGCAUUGGUUGGUGUUCUAACUGCGGUUUUCAUCUUCCAAUCCUCUUCUAAAAACUGA